AUGCUCAGUGAACCUGCUUCCCCAUACGCAUUUUGUAAAGAUUUGCAGAACCUAAUCAUUGUAACAGAAGAGCAAAUCAUUUCACCUUUGCGUAAAAAGUUAAAAAGAAGUGAUGAACACUCCGAAAUUUUAUCACUUGAGAUACAAGACGCUGAGAAUAAAACUUUUGAAUAUUUAGCCCAGCAAAUUUCAGCUAUUUGUAAUGCUGAUGAAGAUACAGCUAAUGCCAUUAUGCGUGAAUAUCCAAAAUCGGAAGUUUGCUUUCGAUGUCUCGGUAUAAAUGAUGACACUAUACAGGGCCUUCUUCGUAUUCGUGGUAUUGGCUUUCUACAAUUGUUAGAUAUGCCUGACAGUGAAGUGAGAACAAUCUUACAAAAUUAUGGUGAUUAUGGUGAGGAAGUUGAUCAUGUACUUGCUGGUCUUGCAAAAAUACGCGGGAAUAUUGAUCUCAUUGAAAGUGACUUAGCAUUUGAAGAUGAUACCAGGAACUUAAUCAAAUUGGUGAUGCGUUUGUCUGACGAUGAUUCUCAAGUUGAAGAACUAAACAAUAUCCUUAAUGCUCAAAUUUACGAAGAAAGAAAGGAUCCUCGUAUACCUCCCUUAUAUGUUACUGGCCCUGAAGAUUCUCCUUUUGUUAACAAGGAAAUGUCUGCACAAAACUCGUCUCAUAAAAAUACCAAAGUAGUUGUUUGCUCUCAUUUAGAGCACGAUACAUCCUGUGGAAAUCUUAUUAGCCAUUCCAAUUCCGAUAAUAUUAAUACAUUUAAAACUGGUUGUGAUGUCAACUACAAUGGCUGUAGUUCGUUUACUUCCCCACAUGCUUCCAGUUGUAUCACCAUAAAUAGUCCACAGAAUGUCACAAAUAAAUCUGAAUCCGGAAAAUUGUCCAAAACUGAUUUUAAGACAUUUAAUCUCAUUCCGGGUAUAUCUGAUUCGAAUAUUCCUUCAGAAAUUGAUCUACAUAAUGGCGGGCUUUCAGUACCUUCUACUCCCAUUUCUUAUAAAUUAUCCUCGACCAUUUUAACACCCUCAAAUCUUUUUAAAGCAGGCCGUCAUACACUACCAAAUGAAGUAAUCUCACUUUCUCCCGGUGGGCGUCGAGCAGGCAGUCAUUCGUCUCGAGAUCGCGAGCAUCAAACUCGUCAGGCAGGGACUCCGCCACCCAAACAUCGUUUAAGAUUUUCUUCUCCGCUUCAUCGUAGCAAGUCUCAUGAGUCUAAUCUUGCCAAUCGUAUUAUUUUACCUGCCCUCCCAAAUGUACCACAGUUCCACCAAGAAACAAACUCUUCCUGUUAUAUCAGUAGACCACAACUAUUUUUAUAUAAUCCGAUUUCCCCAGACGCCUCCAGUAAUUUACACAACGAUUAUUUCAAUUAUUCUGAGUGUAUAAAUGGCGGUCGACCGUGUAUAACUACUACUCAAUGUGGUGUAUGCAUUAACAGCGAUGUUAUUUCAAAUGGGAAUAAAACAGUUUCAACAUUUUAUAAUACUUGUUCCAUUAGUGAUAGUACUUCCACACUUGUCACAAGUCCACGUACCUACGAUCAAGGUCGACGUGUGUCUUGUGAAUAUCGACCAUCAAAGACUAAUUUACAACCUUUAAUGACUACAUCUGCAGAUAGUGAUAAUUUAUUAGGUAUCCUUAAUGUUCCGACUAACUCAGGUGGGGCCACAUUUGUUCUCAGUGCAAGUGGAUUUAUGCACAAAUUCGAAUUAGAAUCUAAAUUUGGUGAUUUUGUUAAAGGUACUCCAUGCGCUGUUUGUAAUAAUCGAAUGCGAUUUCGUCUACAACAUUGUGCUUACUGCAAAAUCAAAGUACAUAAAAGUUGCGUUUCUCAUUCAAGACGACUUCCUUGCACAGGACCUUCCAGUGGACAAAACAAUGAAUUACACGAAUUUAAAUGUUCUCCAAAUAUGCCUCGUCAAUUGCAUACAAAUGUUUUAACAACUAGUCAAACAAAUCUUCGUCCUGCCCAUUCUACUCCAGCAUUUCAAAGUUCUGAUUCAAACAGUGCUUCGUCAUGUACAAGUUCUACACCAGGUUCACCAUUUGUCACCGGUACAUCAUUGCUUAGUACAACGUUAGCUGCAUCAUGUUGUACUCGUUUAGACAGUGGUUAUGUUGGUGUUGGUAGUAAUAGUAGUAGUACUACUGGUCAAAUGAUUUCAUUAUCUUCUCCUCCAUUACGAAAUUUAAGCAACAGUGGUGGUUGUAUGUUUAAUCCUUCUAAUCCAAGUCAUUUAUCUUCGCCAGUUAGUAUACAUUCUUACGGAACAGUUAAUGCUGGAAUUGUAACUAAUACACAACAACAACAACAACCUCAUUCUCCUCGACAUUCCGGCCAAUGUUUUAAUCAUUUUGAAUUUCCAAUUGUCAGUCAUCCAAUCAUAGAUAAUCAGUUAGUAGACGGGAAUUUCAAUAAUAAUGUGAAUAAUAAUAGUCCUUUAAUUAGUACUGUGUCGUCUGGAGAAAGUGAACGAACUGUUGUUGACAAUGCAGUACACAGGUUUGAAUCAAUGGAUAGUCAAGAUGAAUCAUCUUUAAUGAGAACUAAUAGUGUAAGUUUAAUUAUGUUUUGGUAA
Molecule: messenger RNA, 2583 nt
Organism: Schistosoma margrebowiei
Lineage: Eukaryota; Metazoa; Platyhelminthes; Trematoda; Strigeidida; Schistosomatidae
Source: the annotation of a GenBank genome assembly